AUGUCCAAGCGCACAAAGAAAGUCGGGAUUGCCGGCAAGUACGGUGUCCGAUACGGCGCCUCACUCCGAAAGCAGCUCAAGUGCAUUGAAACUACUCAACAUGCCCGCUACCUCUGCCCCUCCUGCGGCAAAAACGCAAUCAAGCGGGUUUCCACCGGUAUCUGGAAAUGCAAUGGGUGCAAUAAGACUGUGACUGGAGGCGCCUACCUUCUCUCGACACCUGCUGCAACAACGACUCGUUCAACGCUUCGUCGGCUCCGCGACCUCAAGGAAGGAAAGGUUUGA
This is a messenger RNA of Podospora anserina S mat+, 285 nucleotides long. RefSeq lists its product as uncharacterized. Gene Ontology annotation, molecular function: structural constituent of ribosome. The transcript has 4 exons. Lineage: Eukaryota; Fungi; Ascomycota; Sordariomycetes; Sordariales; Podosporaceae. Bases 1 to 285 code for a protein of 94 amino acids. Gene Ontology annotation, cellular component: ribosome. The record is from RefSeq and is a predicted model, not a curated record. Gene Ontology annotation, biological process: translation.